UACUUUUGUUUAUUCAAUGGUACCACCACUCGUAGUGAUUGUAUGGAUUUGCCAGUAUUAAAUGUAUUUGUAAAGAUAAAGAAGGCAGGUAUUAUUUUGAAGUUAGUACUUCAGACUUAACUAAGUUUGAAUUCAGAGAAACAGACAUACUGAAUGCGCUUUCCAGAUUUCUUGUGCGGCUGCGUCUUCGGAGCAUCUUUGAGCUCGGGGUGACAGCGGAGACGAGAGACAGUGCGAGACUUUAUUUAUUCAUACAUGAGCGUGAAGGCCAAGGUUCUUCAGGGGAGAAGUCAUUGAUUAGUAGGCCGUAGUUUGGCCUAGCAUGAAUGUGACGUCAGCUACUAUUUGGUGGAGUAUGGGAAUCAUGUGAAGGUGCGUCAUCGGCGGCCACAACUUCCAGUCAAACAAGAAAGCGUCCGUGAAGAUGGCUGUUCACAGUUUACAUUUUGUUUUGAAGUUACUUACUGUUAUUUUACUAACAGCUGCACCAUGCCUGCCGUUGGGAGACGGACUGGAAAGAAGGAUUUCUUCAGAAUUGAAUCCACAUUGCACAUUGGCACAAUGCAAUACUUCGCAUUAUUCUGUUGUGUAUGUUAAAGCAGAAGGUCCAAAUGAUACAUUACACUAUGUGUGGGAUCUUACUGCGAAGCCUUCUGUUUUACUGGCACUUACAGACAAGGAUUCAAAUCUCACGAUUGACUGGAGGGGUUUCAUUGAUGGCGAAGAUGGAUCUUUAACGUUUUCCACGGAUCCGUUGUAUAGUUUUGGAAUCAUCAUCGACAAGGUGUGGGAAUUCAACGAUGUCAAUGACACUGGUAUGUUCCGUGCUGAUAUGAACAGUUCAUACAUAAAGGAACUGGACACACAGUUCUUCAAUUGGAACAGAACCCAGUUUAGAGAAGAAGAAAAAUCUAUGGUUUUAACUGCAGAAGCCAAUGGUUACAAUGAUUCAGUAGUCACAAAAAAUGGAACAUUGAGAGUAGAGGUAGAAGUAUUUGGCUUCAAUGACCACAGUGAGAAUUUACCUCACCUUUUACACACUUCAAACACCACUCAGGUGGAUAUGGUAUUUGACAGACUAUCCACUGAUCCAUCUUUUAACAAUUCUCGAUUUGCUGUAGAAUUUGUCAUUGUCAGUCAAGAUCAGCGUAAUGGCACUAUGAUUGUCGAUGUCAGAAAGAGCCUAGAUGAUGAACACACACCAGGUGUUUUCACCCUUGUAGAUGUGGAGAGCCCAAGCAGCCAUUCACGCUCUUCUGGAGGGUAUUUGCAGUGGAAACCAGUAGCAUAUUUAGCACAAAAUCGUGAUAUAUCCAAUUCCACUGUUACAAAUGUGUAUGGACCUAUUAAAAGUCCCCCAAAGGCACUCGAUAGCUCACUGUUGUCUGCCUAUUAUGGCAGUCAGUUAACAAAUGGAUCGCAGACUCUUGUGCAAGCUGUGACUGUGUCUUUUGGUGAGGCAGAUGAUGGGUUCUACAAGAAAACGAAGUACACUUCGUGGACAUUUGCCAUUGGCUAUGGGAAGCCACCAAAUGAAGAUUUCUCACUAUUGGUUAUUCUUGUAAUCAGUAUCGGCCUUGGACUUCCUGCUCUUUUGGUUGUAAUCAGUGGUAUUGUGAUGUCCAUUCGCAAGAUCUCGCAAAACAAGGAUGAUCUUUUACUGUCUAGUUGACCCUGGGCUACUUGUAAAUGCAAGUGCAGUCCUGUUUGAUGUCAAGUGCCUGUGUAUGAAAUAUAGACUAUUUUUCAUGUACUCUAAAUAUUUUGCAAUCAUCACGUGUGUGUGUGUGUGUGUGUGUGUGUGUGUGUGUGUGUACAAAAUAUAUUCUUCUGUGAUAAUAUUGCUGUGAAGUAAGCUCUCUUGCUUAAGGAAAUACUUCUUCAGAAGCUGAAUGAUAAAACCAUACUAAUAUCCAUCAUAGGUGGUAGAUUCUUUAUACAAGAUGACCUUUAGUGUACCAGGUGUUACAUUACAUUUUUAAGAGUUGCAUUUUAUUUAAAUACAUGUUCAUUUUGUCAUGCAGGGAUUGAGGAAUCAUGUGCACUGUUUAGCUGGCACAUGUCCAUUGCUGCUGAUGUCUGUAGUGCAUAGCUUUGUGUUUGCAGUAGGGGGUGGCUUGGCAUUCCAGUACACCAUUGGAUAGCUGAUACUUGAAGAUAUUCAGACCUGAGUUUUUGCAACCACGAAGUAGCUGUUCCUCCACAUAUCAAAAGCUGAGUCCCGUACUUCUUUUCAUGCUGAUUCACCUAUGCAGGCAGUACUGGUGAAUCGCCAUGAAGAGAAGUACGAAAAUCGUGUUUUGAUACUUAGAGAAACAAUUACUUCAUGGUUGCUGAAUCUCUUAAAGGCUCAGCUAGAAAAUCCUGUGCAUUAAAGACUACGUCGGCAGCAAUGGGCAUGUGCCAGCUAAGCAGUGCAAGGUAUCACCCAAUCCCUGAAUAGAUUCUACCAGUUAUGCCAGCUAUAAACAGUCUGAGCAGUCCCCCAAUCCCCCCAUUGCAAAGUGAAUCUUCAUCGAUUUUUCUAAAGUGAAUCUUCAUCUAGUAUCAAGAAUUUGACACCCUACGAUGGACAUUAAAAAGGGUUUUGAAAUUCAGAAAUAAGGUCGAGGCAGUUUACCCAAACAUGUAGAAACAUUCUCAAGCAAUCAUAAGCUAAAGAAUGUUAGUGCUGUCAUGUGCAGUAUGCUGUACAAAGCUUCUUUUUAAAAAAUAGAGAUGAUAGUAUUAAAUACUGCUCACGGAGUAUCAUAUCAGCACCAGCUCGUGCAUUUAAGCUUGUUGGAAAAUGUGUAAUAGAUAAUAGUGAAAGUUACUGCAAACAAAUUUUCAUGAACUUGCUGAAGAUAAUAUAAGUUUAAUGUGAAGUUGUAAUCUAUUUAUUGUAUCUAAUUUAUAUAAAGUCGCAGAUAGUGAGAGUUUUUAAAACUGUGUAAUAUAAUAUUGGUGUUAAAAAAUUUGCAUAUUCAUUUAAUUACUGGUGCCUUCAUAAAAAAAGCUUUUGAUGUGGCAGCUUAAUUCAUAAGUUGAUGCAAAGACGGAGUUGUAAUUAUUGAACCUCCUCUGUGACUUAUGUAGUCCAGAAAUGUUUCUUGUAUUAUUCAAGAAACAGUAGUUAACUGAAGGGAGUAGGGUAGAGAAAAUAGUCAUUUGCCAUUUCUUAGAGGCAGGAUAAAGUAAUGUUAAUCUCAUAUUUAUUUGCACGCCAAAGUCAUUGUUUUCAAAAUGCUCUAACUACUAGCAGUGUAAAAUACUCAGAGAAAUAUAUGUUUAAUGCAGAUCAAAUAAGCUAAAUGCUUUAAUUGUUGGAAAUAGUUACUUUAGAGAUAUCCUUGUAAGUAUAUUGUUGUACCCUUUUUUUGUUCAUCUUGAUACUUGAUGUAAAGACUUGUUGUGUUCA
Schistocerca piceifrons (Central American locust) is the source of this 3400-nucleotide messenger RNA. Its product is annotated as glycosylated lysosomal membrane protein-like. Bases 425 to 1672 code for a protein of 415 amino acids. The record is from RefSeq and is a predicted model, not a curated record. Gene Ontology annotation, cellular component: lysosome. Lineage: Eukaryota; Metazoa; Arthropoda; Insecta; Orthoptera; Acrididae. The transcript has 6 exons.